GUGUCACCUGGCGCAAGGACUCUGCCCUGGGCGACGCCAAGGACAGUGUGACCAACGUCCAGCUAGACUUAACAGGAGGAUAUUAUGAUGCUGGCGAUUAUGGCAAAUUUGGAUAUCCAAUGUCAAGUAUGACAACAGUGUUAGCAUGGGGAGCCAUCGACUAUAGCACUGCCUAUAUACAAGCAGGGGAAAUGUCGUACAUGAAGGAGGCUGUCAAGUGGGCGACAGACUAUUUCCUUAAGGCACACGUGAGUCCAACAGUGUUGUACGGCCAAGUAGGCAAUGGUCAGCUUGACCAUUCUUUCUGCCGACCAGAGGAUAUGACUAUGGACAGACCAGCCUACAAGAUCACUGAAGCCAAUCCCGGUUCUGACUUGGUGGCCGAGACUUCUGCUGCCCUGGCUGCCGCCUCCAUUCUCUUCAAAGAUUCCAACCCUGCAUAUUCUGCCGAAUGUCUUCAACACUCUCGGGACCUUUAUGACUUUGCCGAUAAUUUCAGAGGGGACUAUGAUGCUACGAUCCCUGGUGUUUCCGAAUUUUAUGCCAGCUACGGCUACUACGACGAAUUAGCAUGGGCUGCUGCCUGGCUUUACCGUGCCACAGGUGAGACUAGCUAUUUAACGGCAGCCAAGAAUCAUUACCAGCAACUUUCAACAAGUCCUUGGGAAUUUUCUUGGGCUGAUAAGACUCCUGGAGUGCAGGUAUUAUUGGCACAAUUUGCUGAUGAAGCGGAUAAAGCCACAUAUGUGAAUCAUGUGACCAGCUUCUGUAACGACAUCGUAGAAAACAGGGCAAGAACACCCAAAGGAUUGUUGUACUUGAGUAAGUGGGGCUCCCUCCGAUAUGCAGCUAACGCAGCCUUUAUCUGCCUAAGAGCUGCAGACUUGGGCAUCAACCCUGCGAAAUACCGAGACUUUGGCAAGCAACAGAUCCACUACAUGUUAGGCGACACUGGACGAAGCUACGUGGUUGGUUUUGGCGUGAACCCUCCGCUGCGGCCACAUCACGCCAGCAGCUCUUGUAAACCUGCUCCAGCAACCUGUGACUGGACAGACUUCCAUUCACCGGAUCCUAACCCUCACGUGCUGUACGGAGCCUUGGUGGGAGGCCCUGAUGCCAACGACUGGUACGAGGACAAACGUGACGACUAUAUCAAGAAUGAAGUUGCCACAGACUACAAUGCAGGCUUCCAAUCUGCUGUAGCUGCUCUUCGCUCCCUUACUGAUUGUGGUGGAGUGACAGCAGCCCCUACGCCCGCACCCACCUCGGCUCCCACGCUAGCACCCACCUCGGCUCCCACACCAGCUCCCACCCCCGCACCCACUCCAGCACCCACCACACCGAACACAAGCGGAGGGAGUGGCAGCUGCUUCAGAUUUGUCAAAGCCAACAGUUGGAACGGUAACUACGAUGGAACAUUGUACGUGACUAUCCCCAGUGAUGUAGGGUCUUGGAGCAUCGACCUUCAGUUAUCAUCAUCGGUGGACAAUUUCCAGGCGUGGACCGCGAACGUGGCACCCACCUCUGGCACCUCCAUCACGCUCACCAACAAAAACUACAAUGGAGUCCAAACUGCUGGCACAACGCUUGAGUUGGGCAUCUUGCUGACCUUCUCGGGAACUACUCCAGCCAUCUCGGCCGCGACAUUCAAUGGUGAAACCCUUGCAAGUUGCAGCGCUACCUCGGCUCCUUCCACCCCAGCUCCAACUCCGGCUUCGACUCCAGACACUACUGUGAACCCUGGAACUGCAGAACCUAGUACCCAAGCACCAGGUUCUGGGUGUGUUGCUCCUGGGACAAACUACGAUUACGAUGAAGUUCUUCACAAGUCCCUGCUGUUUUACGAAGCUCAGCGAUCUGGAGAUCUGCCAGAUUCACAGCGUGUCACCUGGCGCAAGGACUCUGCCCUGGGCGACGCCAAGGACAGUGUAACCAACGUCCAGCUUGAUUUAACAGGAGGAUAUUAUGAUGCUGGCGAUUAUGGCAAAUUUGGAUAUCCAAUGUCAAGUAUGACAACAGUGUUAGCAUGGGGAGCCAUCGACUAUAGCACUGCCUAUAUACAAGCAGGGGAAAUGUCGUACAUGAAGGAGGCUGUCAAGUGGGCGACAGACUAUUUCCUUAAGGCACACGUGAGUCCUACAGUGUUGUACGGCCAAGUAGGCAAUGGUCAGCUUGACCAUUCUUUCUGGGGCCGACCAGAGGAUAUGACUAUGGACAGACCAGCCUACAAGAUCACUGAAGCCAAUCCCGGUUCUGACUUGGUGGCCGAGACUUCUGCUGCACUGGCUGCCGCCUCCAUUCUCUUCAAAGAUUCCAACCCUGCAUAUUCUGCCGAAUGUCUUCAACACUCUCGGGACCUUUAUGACUUUGCCGAUAAUUUCAGAGGGGACUAUGAUGCUACGAUCCCUGGUGUUUCCGAAUUUUAUGCCAGCUACGGCUACUACGACGAAUUAGCAUGGGCUGCUGCCUGGCUUUACCGUGCCACAGGUGAGACUAGCUAUUUAACGGCAGCCAAGAAUCAUUACCAGCAACUUUCAACAAGUCCUUGGGAAUUUUCUUGGGCUGAUAAGACUCCUGGAGUGCAGGUAUUAUUGGCACAAUUUGCUGAUGAAGCGGAUAAAGCCACAUAUGUGAAUCAUGUGACCAGCUUCUGUAACGACAUCGUAGAAAACAGGGCAAGAACACCCAAAGGAUUGUUGUACUUGAGUAAGUGGGGCUCCCUCCGAUAUGCAGCUAACGCAGCCUUUAUCUGCCUAAGAGCUGCAGACUUGGGCAUCAACCCUGCGAAAUACCGAGACUUUGGCAAGCAACAGAUCCACUACAUGUUAGGCGACACUGGACGAAGCUACGUGGUUGGUUUUGGCGUGAACCCUCCGCGUGCGGCCACAUCACGCCAGCAGCUCUUGUAAACCUGCUCCAGCAACCUGUGACUGGACAGACUUCCAUUCACCGGAUCCUAACCCUCACGUGCUGUACGGAGCCUUGGUGGGAGGCCCUGAUGCCAACGACUGGUACGAGGACAAACGUGACGACUAUAUCAAGAAUGAAGUUGCCACA
Penaeus indicus is the source of this 3057-nucleotide messenger RNA. RefSeq lists its product as uncharacterized. Gene Ontology annotation, molecular function: hydrolase activity, hydrolyzing O-glycosyl compounds; polysaccharide binding. NCBI's taxonomy places the organism in Eukaryota, Metazoa, Arthropoda, Malacostraca, Decapoda, Penaeidae. The record is from RefSeq and is a predicted model, not a curated record. Gene Ontology annotation, biological process: carbohydrate metabolic process.